CUGGGCGGUGGAGACGCGCGUCGGUAGCGCGCCGCGGAGAGUCAACAUGGAGGGGAAGCAGAAGACAGAUGUUAUUGUGCUCGGAGCCGGACUGUCGGGCCUGAGUGCGGCCAAAUUGCUGAAGGAAGCUGGUCUGACUGUGGUGGUCCUGGAGGCUCGGGAUCGCGUCGGGGGCAGGACCUACACCGUGACAGGGCCAAAGUUUAAGUAUGUGGACCUCGGCGGCGCAUACGUUGGCCCAACCCAAAACUGCAUCCUCAGACUGGCGAGAGAGUUGGGGGUGAAGACUUACUUGGUGAAUGAAAAGGAGCGCCUCAUCCACUACACCAAGGGGAAAGCUUACCCCUUCAGGGGCCCUUUUCCCCCAGCCUGGAACCCUGUAGUGUACCUGGAUUACAACAACCUCUGGAGAACCCUGGACUCUCUAGGAAAAGAGAUCCCUGCCAAUGCGCCAUGGACCUGUCGCUAUGCUGAGCAAUGGGACAAUAUGACUAUGAAGGAGCUGAUUGACAAAGUGUGCUGGACCAGGACAGCCAAGGACUUUGCCAGGCUGUUUGUGAAUGUGAAUGUGACAUCAGAGCCCCAUGAAGUUUCCGCCCUCUGGUUUCUUUGGUACAUAAAGCUGUGUGGAGGAACGAAGAGGAUAUUUUCCACAUCAAACGGAGGGCAGGAAAGAAAGUUUGUUGGUGGGUCUGGACAAAUCAGCGAGAAAAUAGCAGAGCAGUUGAAGGGGAGCGUCAAGCUGAAGCAGCCUGUUGUCAGAGUAUCUCAGCAUCCCGGUGGUGUCUCUGUAGAGACCCUAACUGGAGAAAAAUACCAGGGAGCAUAUGUUAUCAGUGCUAUUCCACCGGGCCUGACCAUGAACAUCCACUAUGAGCCUGAACUGCCACCCAUCAGAAACCAGCUAAUCCAGAGGGUGCCUAUGGGCUCUAUAAUCAAGUGCAUGAUGUACUACCAAAAGGCAUUCUGGAAGGACAAGGGUUACUGUGGAACAAUGAUGAUUGAAGAUGAAAACUCCCCCAUUUCAAUGACUCUAGAUGACACGAAGCCUGAUGGGUCUUGUCCUUGUAUAAUGGGGUUCAUCUUGGCUAGGAAAGCCAGGGAGCUCAUUGAACUGACCAAGGAUGAGAGAAAACAGCAAAUAUGUCAGAUAUAUGCAAAAGUGCUGGGUACUACUGAAGCUCUUAAGCCUGUCCACUAUGAGGAGAAGGACUGGUGUGGAGAGCAGUACUCAGGUGGCUGCUAUUCAGCCUACUUCCCACCUGGAACCUUCUUCCAGUUCAGCAGGGCCCUAAGAAAACCCUUUGGACGACUUUUCUUUGCUGGCACAGAGACAGCCACCAAAUGGAGUGGCUACAUGGAUGGAGCAGUGCAAGCUGGGGAGAGGGCAGCCAGAGAGGUUUUGCAUGCCAUGGGCCGCAUCUCAUCCCUGGAAAUCUGGAAAGAGGAUGAGGAGGCUCAGGAAGUCCCAUCACAGCCAAUAAGAGAGAGCUUCCUCGAACAGUGGCUGCCUUCAGUUCCAGCCUUCCUGUCAGUGAUGACCAUCUCCACAGUUUUCCUCGGUGCCCUGGGGCUUAGCUUGGUGAAACCGAGCAUGCGGCCCCACUUCUUCAAGUGAGCUCCCGAGGACAGAGUCGGGGGAAAAGUGGUGAAACGGUAAAGCACAUUAACCCACAAAAGGCUAGUGAAACGGCGAUCUGGUGAUGCAGCGAUCCGUGUCAUUGAAGAUGAUGCAUUUCACAGGGUUGGUGUCGCAACACGACUGGGCUAAUUAAAUUUCGUCAAGAAUCGUGCAAGAGGAGAAAAGCACAAAUCUCACAUGCCUAGAAAUCAUUAGUGUUUUCCCUGAUUUAAAGGGAGGGCUCCACGAUAAUGUAUUGCUUCUUUGAUGGUUAAUGUUAUACUGUGUAGGUGGUUGGAUUAUGUAGCUAGCACAACCAAACACUUCAUCAUCACCAAAGAAAUAUUCCUGAUGCACUCAGUGUUCUAAGUGUUGUAUGUGGCAAAAUGUUAUUUAUUCAUCGUACACACGUCCAGGUUUGAAAUGUCUCUUUGAAAGUUUUUGUUUAUCAAGCCUGUAAAUUCAUUGUCCAUGUCUGACAAUUGUGGUAUGAUUUGUGGUGUGAUAAGGUGUCUAGUUUAGACUGGCCUAUUUAACUUUGAUGUGGGCAACUUUGGAUUUGUUGUAAGAGGUCACAUACCUGCCGAG
This is a messenger RNA of Scleropages formosus (Asian bonytongue), 2209 nucleotides long. Its product is annotated as amine oxidase [flavin-containing] B-like. Gene Ontology annotation, cellular component: mitochondrion. The transcript is spliced from 14 exons. Lineage: Eukaryota; Metazoa; Chordata; Actinopteri; Osteoglossiformes; Osteoglossidae. Gene Ontology annotation, molecular function: flavin adenine dinucleotide binding; primary methylamine oxidase activity. The coding region runs from base 47 to 1618 and encodes 523 amino acids. The record is from RefSeq and is a predicted model, not a curated record.